Messenger RNA from Paramecium octaurelia, 354 nucleotides. The record is from the annotation of a GenBank genome assembly. Lineage: Eukaryota; Ciliophora; Oligohymenophorea; Peniculida; Parameciidae.
AUGUUUUCGAAAAAAUAAUCAGCUCUUUUUAAGGUGCAUCUAUCAAUGAUAAUAUUACUAAUAUUUCAUUUCAUAAGAUAACUGACAUCGUAUUAUUAUUGUAUGGAUCAAUUUAUAAUAUUUUUGAUGUCAAAUUGCUUAUUCCAAAUGGCAUCAGAAGUCUUAUAAUUUAACAAGAAAUUUUGCUCAAAGAAUGUAUAAUUUGUAUUCAUAUUGAUUAAUAUUUUUCUCUUUUAGAUAGAAUCAAUUAAAUAUGGCUUUGAAAAUGUCAAUACUAAUUCAUUAUUUAUUAUUUUAAUAUUCUUACUGGAAGUCUGUUAAAAUUAAAAUACUGGAAAAAAAAUUAACAAAUGA